Molecule: messenger RNA, 1730 nt
Organism: Hyalella azteca
Lineage: Eukaryota; Metazoa; Arthropoda; Malacostraca; Amphipoda; Hyalellidae
Source: RefSeq, a predicted model, not a curated record
AGUUCGGGUGCGUGGCGGCAGGUCUCGACGCGGCGCCCACCCUCCGACGGUCGGACUCUUUGACCAAAUCCGAGAAAACCGAAAACAAUUUGAAGGAAAAAUCCGAAAAACGUAACCGGGAUUUCAAACGAAGUGAUAGCUUCGAGAAGAAAUCCCGAGACGCGAGGCUACAGCAGCAACAGUCGGAGUAUCUGCGUCACCUGAAGAGCGAGCAGCUGAAGACGGACAGCGGACACAAGCAGCGACGUCUGUCCACCGACGUCCGUCAUCGACGUCAUAACGUCAAGGAGCUUAAGGAAAAAUUUGAGCCCGUGCCCGCCAGGGAGAACCCGUGUGCCGGAGGAGGACCUGGGGGAGGAGGUGGUGGCAAAAAGAGCAAACGCGCUCGUGGGGCGGCCGUCAAACGGCGACACACCGUGGGGGGGACGAAGGACCUGAGCAGGGUCGUGGCGCUGCAUAAGAUGCUCCAGCAGCUGCAGCAUCCCAGUCAGCUGCAUCAGCUGACUUCUUUACCGCAGCUGACGUUGCAGCAGCUGCUGACGGUUGGAGAGGCCAGGGAGCGGCUGGGGACCUCUUCCCCCGACCUACUGACGCUGCUCCUGCAGGGGGGUGACGAGCGCAGGCUCAAGGAACCGUGGCUGCUGCAACCCGUGCUUGAGAGCCACGUCUGACCUCGCCUUCUUAUCGUUGGCUGUUCGUGGCCCUCCAAUACUAACGCAGUUCAAGGGUCACAUCAGUUCGUUCGACGCUGGGCAUGUUGGCCUCCGACUAACAUCUCUUCCUCUAUCAGUGUUAUCAUCAGUUAAUGGUAUCGCCAAACAGUGUUAUCAUCAGUUAGUGGUGUCACCAAACAGCGUUAUCAUCAGUUAGUGGUAUCACCAAACAGCGUUAUCAUCAGUUAGUGGUAUCACCAAACAGUGUUAUCAUCAGUUUGUGGUAUCACCAAAUAGCGUUAUCAUCAGUUAUUGGUAUCACCAAACAGCGUUAUCAUCAGUUAGUGGUAUCACCAAACAGUGUUAUCAUCAGUUAGUGGUAUCGUCAAAAAGUGUUAUCAUCAGUUAAUUGUAUCACCAGUGUUAUCAACAGGUGUCAUGUCUUGAAGGCGUUAUCUUGAAUGAGCUGUGGUUUAGUGUCGUGGUAGCCCACGGACGACACGAGCCUCACCGAGAAAUUCAGGGAUACAAAGGUUGGCCUCUUUUCUGUGAUAUCCAGUGACGGAAUUUACGGGAAUCGGUGAAUUACUGUGAGCCGACGAAUUCUGUGAAUAAUGCAUUUAGAUUUAGGACGUCAACUCGAGUGACGCUUCUCAGCUUGCUUACUGCAUAGCCAACACCAUACCUUCUACAAUACAGGAAAUUAUUUAUUAAUAUUAAAAUAAAUGUGUGAAUUCAGUGGAAUUUGGGAGUUGAUAAGAAGAAAUAAUUAUUUUGAAGCAUGUCUCACUAUUAGCCAUUCAAACGUAUUGAAUCUCAGGGGCGAAUCUUGCUACCUGAACAUUUUACCAAGUUUGAACAGCACUCGACGAAUAAAACUUGAAACGAAGUGAUAUCAUCAAGAAAAAAUCCGAUACGCGAAGCAGCACGCAGAGUGUCUGCGUCACCACAGAUGACGUUUGACACACCAUACAGUGUACGGGUUAACUGCAUGCUGUACAGGGUAGACCAGGUCCAGGGCAGCGAAAUUUACCGUAGCCGUGCCUCAAAACUCGUGCUUCGCGCUGUGAUGCUAUC